Molecule: messenger RNA, 5448 nt
Organism: Linum trigynum
Lineage: Eukaryota; Viridiplantae; Streptophyta; Magnoliopsida; Malpighiales; Linaceae
Source: the annotation of a GenBank genome assembly
UACUCUAAUAAGAAUAACCUGUAGUUCAAACUGUUGGGAUGGAAAACGGCUUAGAGGGAGAUUCGAACCCCUACACUAAUAAUCUUUAAAAUUGCAAAACAGCAGAGCAAACCCACUAUGCCACAGCCAAUUCUAGAUUCCCAUGUGCACCCAAGCACUAUUUAGAAUUUUAAGGGGGCCAUGGCCCCUCCUAACAAAGAGUCGGCUCCGUCCCGGGUCUCUUGCGGGUCGUUUGUAAGUUAGGAUUGUUUUGGUGAGAAUGUUAUUAUGCUUGUAUUGUUUAGAAUGCAUUAUUUUUUUUUAAUUUGUUAGCAUGAACAAUAUAUGGAUUGUUUUUGUGAUGUGAUAGAAACUAUCACUCAAAAUGAGUGAUUGUUAUAUCUCAGUUUUGUUUUUUGAAAAUCGUCAUAUCUCAUAUUUUAGUUGUGAUUGUUGAGAUUGUUUUGUCUCACCUUUUAGCUGUUGUGGCAUACACAAUCAUACAUACCAAAUAUUGUAUUUUAGAAUGUAUCAAAUUCGACAAUACAUGUAUAAUAUUAUACAUGCAUUCACAACAAUACAUCUAUUUAACAAUCACAACUUUUAAACCACCCUUAGUUUGUUGAAUUUGUUUGUUACUUUAUUCUAUCUCUCAUAUUCCCAUAAUAUAGUGAAUAAUGACUCCGUGUGCUAACAAUUAAGUGAACAAUACGAGAUUGUGUGAAUAAUUAGUUUGUUGUGGAUGAUAAUUUUUUAUAGAAAAAAUCCCUUGCAUUAACAAGAACGAAAUAGUUACAUAAUGUCACCCUCCGCUAAAAUACAAGCACAAAACUCAAAACCUUCACGGUAUAUAGAAAACAAAGAAAUGAACUUUUUUUUGUGAUAAAAUAGAAUAUGUAAGGAAAUUAUAUAUAAAAAAAUCAACUACUUAACUGCUUCUUUGAUCAGAAUUACUAUUUAUAUGAAUGAAACGAUGAUAUGCCCAGAUAGUGGAUGUGGAGGAGGUGAUCUCAUAGCUAAUGGUAUAUGUGGAUUGAAUCAGUUGGACUAUAUUUCACGUUUUCAAUCAACCAAUCCAUGUUCCCCAAUUAAGUAACAAUGUUUUUUUAUCAAGUUAAAUUAUAAAAUCCUUCGAGUGAUCAUCGUCAUGUAAAUGAAAAGAAAGAUUUGAAAUCAAUUUAAAUUUUAGUAGCUAUUGGAUGUAUUAUUUAUUUAUUUUUUUGAAUUUGUUCGUCUGGUCUAAUUAGGGUUUAGAAAAAACAUAUGUACCUUAUUCCAACUCUUACGAUAUUCUCCUCUAAAACUAGUGAAAUCUACUCUCCCCUAUAUAUGAACGAACAUAGUUAACCAUUAGGUUUCUUCAUUUCUCUAUUGCCCCGUCCGAUGAAACAAAGUCAAAUAAGGCUGAAGAAAGCAGAGAAACAGAGCACCAACAAGUUAGAGCUAUGUGUCGGUUAGAGCUUUUUCUGAGAUUUACAUCAUCUGAAAGAACAGUUCAAACUUCAAAGACAAAGGAAAUGGAUUUUUUUUUUUUUUUUUGGGUAGGAGACCUUCCUUCCUUUCCUCCCGCGGGUUUUCACCAUUAUUACCAGUCACUCGGUCUCCUCCACGUGGUUUGGAAAAAAGAGGCACUCUGCUACUGUCACCACCACCACCACUGACCCCACUCCCCUCUGCCCUUUUUGGCCGUCUCUCGCGCUUUUCUAUGGAUUUUUCACCUAUAAAUGCUUCAUACGCUCGCCUUCCCAUCCCCAACUUCACAUUCAUUUGACAUUCUCCAACCACCGCUAACUCCUCCUCCUCUCCCUUCCUCUGCCACCGGCCGGCAUACUCAUUCACCGGGGAAACACACACAAAACCCACCAAUUUUGAUCAUCCUGCUUCAACACCCAGAUUUACAUUUCUCAACCUUCCCUCGCCAUACGGCUCUUCAGUUCCCUAAGGCUUUCUUUCCUCGGAUGGGAAUUCCCUUUUCCUGCUCAUUCGGGGAGUCCGACGAUGUCCAGAGCGCGUUGGAGUCAAUGGUGGUCAAAUCCAUCAGCUUCGGUGACGAUGGAGCAGCCAAGACACCUGUCCGCUCAGUGAGCUUUAAGAGGUCAGAUUUAGAGCCCACAGUUUCACGUUCUGCAUCUGGAGAGAUGGUGGUAGAGAGAUCUAUCAGCUUGAAAGGGGUCGAAUUCGAGAAAAUGAUGAACUCUAUCCAAGAGCAUGCCAAGUAUGAUCACAACGAUUCGCCUCGAAAGAUGCCCGUUUUCGAUCCGGCAAACCCUAAGCACCAGGCUGCUGUGAAGUUGCAGAAGGUUUACAAGAGCUUCAGGACCAGGAGAAAGCUUGCUGAUUGUGCCGUUCUUGUUGAGCAGAGCUGGUGGAAGCUUUUGGAUUUUGCUGAGCUCAAGCAUAGUUCCAUCUCAUUUUUCGACAUCGAGAAGCACGAGACCGCCAUUUCGAGGUGGUCCAGAGCUAGAACUCGAGCUGCUAAGGUUGGGAAAGGCUUGUUGAAGAAUGGCAAGGCUCAGAAGUUGGCUAUCCAGCAUUGGCUUGAAGCUAUUGAUCCAAGGCAUCGAUAUGGGCAUAACCUCCAUUUCUAUUAUGAUAGCUGGCUUCAUUCCAAGAGUAGAGAGCCCUUCUUUUACUGGCUGGACAUAGGUGAAGGAAAGGAAGUUAACCUGGUUGAGAAAUGCCCCCGGUGGAAGCUUCAACAGCAAUGCAUAAAGUAUCUUGGUCCAAUGGAAAGGCAGGCAUAUGAAGUAGUGGUUGAAGAUGGGAAGUUGAUUUACAAGCAAACUGGGGAAUUGCUCAACACAACUGGAGAUUCCAAGUGGAUAUUUGUUCUUAGUACAUCAAAGACAUUGUAUGUUGGUCAGAAGAAGAAGGGGACAUUUCAGCACUCUAGCUUCUUGGCUGGUGGAGUAGCAACUGCUGCUGGAAGGUUGAUUGCUGAGAAUGGCACACUAAAGACAGUUUGGCCUCACAGCGGUCACUAUAGGCCUACUGAGGAGAAUUUUCGAGACUUCCUUUCCUUCCUGAGAGAGAAUGAUGUUGAUCUGACAGAUGUUAAGACGAAUCCUGUGGACGAGGAAGAUGGCUUGCUUUCCAAGCAAAGAAGCAGUAAGCAUCUUAGAACCAACUCCGAAGACGAUGACUUAAUCGAAGCAGUCGAUGAGAAUUUGACUUCAGUAGUUAGCAACAAAGUAGAACAAGAGGUUUCAGUUUCAUCAGCAGCAGUGGAACAACAUCAGCACAAGGCAGGAGAGGGGCUUGGUAACUUGAACAAGAAGUUACCAAGUCUUGAGAUUCCAACAAGGGCUGAUUUGUUUGAUUGGAACGAUUCCAAAGAGGGAAAUGGUUAUGAAUCAUCAGAAGAAGAGAUUGCUGAGGAAGAAGUGGAGACCGUUCCUCGAGAAGCAAUCUUGGAAAGGAUCAAUUCGAAGAAGGGAACCAAGUCGUAUCAACUUGGAAGGCAACUGUCCUGCAAAUGGACGACCGGUGCAGGGCCGAGAAUCGGGUGUGUGAGGGACUACCCUUCAGAGCUCCAGUUUAGGGCACUGGAGCAAGUGAACUUGUCUCCAAGAAGCAGUCUUUCUAGCCAGAGAUUGUCCUUGCCAGCUGGGUUUUCCACGGAAGCAACAACAUUAGUGGUGGAGUCACCAUCCCGGUUCAGUCGAAGCUUUCCCUUCUUCUCAAAGACACAAUGCUCAUCGCCAUUGUCAAUCUCACAUGCAGAUGGAUGACUCUUCUUACAAUUAGAUAGUUCAACAUAUGGAUUUUAACUUUUUUUAAUUCCCAAUUGGUUCAUUCUUUUGUCUUUCCUUUUCUGUGAAUAUGGAAAAGAUGGUAUAGGAAUAUGGCUUCAUUAUUUUUUAUUUCUGAUACCAAAAAGCAAGUACCAUUGUAAAGGCAAGUUCUUUCUGCAAGGCCCUCAGUAGAAUACAAACACAAAAGGAACCCAUUUGUUCAUUUAUGAACACUUGUCUGUGUCGUUGAGGAAUGAGAGUAACUUAUUCUUCGAUAAAAGCUUGGGAGUGGGUCAACAAAUCUUGCAGGAAAUCUUCAACAGGAGCCAGUAUUGACUCUGUGUGUUUCGGUUCCUAAUGGAAGGGAGAGCAAAACCAAGUCAGGAAGCUUCAUACUGUAUUUGCACAAAAGGAAAAAUUGGAUUUCUGGUUAUAAAUUCCUGCCUGAUCCAUAUUGGUUAAUUCCCAAGUUCCCAAUCUUCUGUCUAUAUGUGAAUUGUGUACAUUUUAGAGCAGCCAUGCAAAACACAUCACUAAAAGUAUGAAAUCAGCCAAUCAGGCAGUGGGUUGGCCAUCAAUAAAUAAAUCUGUAUGGAUUAUGGAUAUGAACACUGGGGAUAGUUAUAAAGCCAUUGGGAAGGAGGAGCUUAGCUAGCUGGAAUUAUGGAAAGAGAGAGAGAUCUGCAGUAGCAGCAAAUCAAUGCAUGCACAUUUUGGAAGCCAGCCCAUUGCCAACCCAACCCAACCCUGCGUUUCUCGAUUGCCUGCCUGCCUGCCGGUGCUAAUAAAUAAACUAUACAGCAAAUGAAACCGUUGUUGUUGGCUUGUUGUUGUACGUGUUAAUUGAUAAGAAAGCAGAGCCUACUCGCAGCGAACAACUCUAUUCAUUUCUCUAGCUAGCUCGUUUCCUUUUGUCCUCUAUCGUCUGGUCCAGCUGGGUCAAAUGUGUUAUCCAAGAACCUUCCCCUCCACUCGAGGACUUACAUUAAUCACAUUAUACCAAUGUACGGAACACAACAAAGCUCCUUAUUCAACUACAGUUGUCGACUAAGUCAAUUUCUAACUCAACGGUCAAACAUUUGUAUCAAUCUGAGUUCAAUUUCUUAGCCCAAUACCACCAGGCUUAAUUAUAUCCAGCUGCAUGCUAUGCUACUACUUACUACUUAGCCCGACUUUAUUUUAUCUUUUCCUUCGUUCACCCUACCCUGCCCCAACCAGUUGGGCUAAGGGCCCAAUUUUCCACACCCAAAGAACAAUCCAAGCCCAUUCUAGCUUACCAAGUUGGUCAGCCCACCAAGUAUAAUCAUGUUCUCUCUGCAACUGCAACUGGUGUUUGACUAAAACAGUUGGAGGAGCUGAGUUCAAGUUAAUGUGAAGGAAGGGUUGCAUUAGAUUAGAUCAGAAGUGUUGUUCUAAAGAGCAGCGAGGACAUAUAGCAGAAGAAUCCAGCCAUUGAGAGAAGGGGCGAAGGUGGUGCAAGUAUAGCGGCCUCUGUAGGAUGGGGUCUCGUUGUUACUUGUUAGCUGCAAGUUUUUGGACUGUCGCUCCUCCGACCUUUUGAUUUGAGGAAGAAAGCUUGGUGAUAUACAUAUGGACUCAUUACUGCUCAAUCUACUAAUGUGACGUGAGAUGUUGAAGAGGGGUUCAAGUUUAUGUGUUUUAGGCCUGCAAAUGUAAUUAAUAUGGAUAUUGGUUAUCUUCCCUUUCUGGUGAAAAAUGAAAUGAAAUGAGCUGU